Messenger RNA from Formica exsecta, 1411 nucleotides. RefSeq names its product venom acid phosphatase Acph-1-like. The transcript has 7 exons. NCBI's taxonomy places the organism in Eukaryota, Metazoa, Arthropoda, Insecta, Hymenoptera, Formicidae. The record is from RefSeq and is a predicted model, not a curated record. Gene Ontology annotation, biological process: dephosphorylation. Gene Ontology annotation, molecular function: phosphatase activity. The coding region runs from base 87 to 1346 and encodes 419 amino acids.
AGUGGCAAAUACGAUAUUUCUACGUCAUUCAGCUUUCAUCUCUAUAAAUUCACUUAAUUAUUAAAAUAAGGAAGAGACGUGCAAAAAUGAAUGGACUACGUUUCGUCUGCGUUAAACUCAUAUUAUGCAUCUUCAUAAUUCCCAGCCUAGCUGUGCCAGAACUAAAAUUGUUGCACGUUUUGUUCACGCAUAAGUUGUACGCGCCGAGGGAAGACGACGCGAAGAGAAACGAGACAAGCAUCCCGGAAAUCUUGUCGUACAAAUACUUUACUUCCGCCACGAUGAGCAUGCCGAUAAAAGCGAAUCUCAACAUGUAUAAUCUCGGGGUGUAUCUGCGCGAGAGGUACGACGAAUUUUUAGGGGACAUAUAUACGCCCGAUGUCACAAAGAUGCACACGACUGAGUACGCCUUAUCAAUGCUAUCAGCCCAGCUUGUCAAUGCCGGCUUAUGGCCCCCCGCGAUAAAUCAAAUAUGGUUUGAAGAUCUCAAUUGGCAACCGAUACCGAGCGAAUAUCAGGAACUGGAGAAAGACACAUUGCUACUGGGUUUCCUGUGUCCAAAUUUCGUUUCACAAAUGGACCAAGUAUUGCGAAGAACUGAAACGCAAAAGAUGACAGCACGGUAUCAACCUUUGUUCGAUCAUCUUUCUCGAUAUACUAGAAGAAAUAUUAGCACGCCAACGGAUGUUGUACUCUUAUAUGCUACUUUAGAAACUAUGGCUGAUCAAAAUAAAACAUUGCCCAAUUGGGCGAUCGACGUGUUUCCCGACGGUGCCAUGUAUAACGUCAUCUUACUAGAGUAUGAUCUCCUUUCGACGACUCCUCUGCAAAGGCAGCUUAACGGUGGAACUCUUUUAAAAGAGAUUAUCGGCAAUUCAUUAAAGUACAAAACAGGCAAUUUAUCGAAAAAACAAAAAAUAAUAUUGUACAGCGGCGACGAAAGAAACAUUGUCGGGGUUUUGAAAAAUCUCGAUCUGUGGUCGCCUCAUAUGCCUAACGAAGCGGCAGCAUUAAUAUUCGAAUUAUAUUUCGAUAACGAUACAGACAUAUACGGAAUGAAGAUUAAUUAUUAUACUGGUAUCGACGGCACGACGAUCCCUCUGACUCUAUCAAACUGCACAGAGAUAUGGCCACUGCAGACUUUAAUAAAUAUUACUUUUGAUUGGAUACCAAAGAAUCCGCAAUCUUUAUGCGGAUGGUCCGUCAAGAACUCUACAGAAAUAGAAGAUCAAUUAGAAGAAAGCAAAAAAAUGGAUACUUUGAAUUGCAAUGGAUCCGUUUCGUGUCAUAGCGAGAAAUUGCUAUUAAUUUUUAUCUUAUUAUACUUUGCACCUUUUAACGCUUAGAGAUGUAAUGUACAAUAUACAGAGAAACAUUUUUACAUAAUAUAACUUAUUAAUUAAUAAUAUAA